Lactuca sativa (garden lettuce) is the source of this 1665-nucleotide messenger RNA. NCBI's taxonomy places the organism in Eukaryota, Viridiplantae, Streptophyta, Magnoliopsida, Asterales, Asteraceae. The record is from RefSeq and is a predicted model, not a curated record.
AUGCCGACGGCUCCAAUUUCGACCAUAAACGGAUGUUGGCUGAUGGAGGUUGUUACAGUGCUUUGUUAUUGGGGUGGGACAACCUGUGAUGGACUGGAUGGUAUAAAUUAUAGCAAAGCUCCAAAAAAAAAGCAAUCAAUAUAUCCAUCGGUUGGUAUUGGAAAUGUUGUAAAAUACAUUCCUCUUCCCAUCAAAGAUAAUGAUGAUGUUGGCAUCAUGUUUGAUGUGCUUCGUGUCCAUCAAGAAGUAAGUAACAUUGAUCUCUAUUUAGAGGUUGAAGACAUUGAUCAAAUUCAACACAUAGAGAUGGAAUCUAGCAGAAAUCAUGAACCAGUUGUGCUAGAAGAGCAAAGGAAUAAUGAAUUACUAUUACAUAAUACGAACCAUGCUAAUGUCAUAUCAGAUAUGAUUCAUAAUGAAGAUUUCUACACAAUUUCUCAUGUUGUUGUUGUGAGUAAUGGAAUAAUUAGUGACAAUGAAAUUGAUGAAGAAGAUGACAUUGGAGAAGAAUAUGAUGAAGAAGAUGGAGUUGACAUCACUCAAGAACAUGAACCACCACAUGUAGAUAAGGGUGAAACAUCUUUUGACAACAACUAUCAAGUACCAUCAACUUUUACCAGUAUAGAGGAAACAAACGUGAUUAGUGAUGGUAAUUGGACUGUUUCACGAUCAAUAAGCAAGAAUGAUUUUACACGGGAGCUGGAAAAAUAUUCUUUCAAGGAUAGAGAAGAACUUAUAAGAGCUAUCAAGCUCCAAUGCAUUAAGACAUAUAGACAGUUUGAAGUCAUUGAGACACAGCCAACUCUAUGGAGCAUAAGAUGCAAGUUGCAUUUACAAUCUAGUUGUAAAUGGCAACUUCGUGCAAGAAAACGAAAAGGAAGUGGAAAUUUUGAAAUUACAAAGUACAUUGGUCCACAUACUUGUUUAAACAACAAUAUUUCUCUAGACCAUACAAACCUAGAUGCAAGCUUGAUCGCUCAGGAAACCAAACACCUUAUAAAAGAGCAACCUUCUAUUGGUGUUCCUGCUCUGAGAGCCGAAAUAGUUGAUAAAUUAGGCUAUACUCCUUCAUACAAAAAGCUUUGGACCGGAAAGCAGAAGGCAAUUGAACAAAUGUUUGGCAAUUGGGAAGAGUCGUAUGCGGCUUUACCAAAAAAAUUCGGCGCACUUCAUAAGUUCAAUCCAGGGACUAUAGUCGAGUGUAUUGAUGGCACACACUUGUAUGAUAAGUACACGGGAAAGAUGUUGAUUGCAAUGGGAGUUGAUGGUAAUAAUCAGAUUUUGCCACUUGCAUUUGCUAUUGUAGAAAAUGAAUCAUAUGAUAGUUGGAAUUGGUUUCUUUCUUAUAUCAAGAGUCACGUGGUGAAAAAGCGUGAAGGCAUUUGUUUAAUAUUUGAUCGUCAUUUGGGAAUUCUAAAGGUAUUGUUUAUGACAUUUACCAACAACUUUAAUGACAAGUUUCAUAAUUCAAAAUUGAAAGCUUUAACUUAUCGUGCCGGGAGUCAGAAUCAAGUUCGGAAAUUCAACUCCAUCAUGGAAGAAAUUGGGAAGUUAAAUCCACAAGCUCGGCAGUGGAUAGAGAGGCAUCCACUUGAUACAUGGACACUUGCACAUGAUGGUGGGAGGAGAUAUGGGCGUCUCACAACAAAUGUUAAAGAUUUUUAA